This is a messenger RNA of Centropristis striata (black sea bass), 8845 nucleotides long. RefSeq names its product solute carrier family 7 member 14a (gene slc7a14a). The transcript is spliced from 10 exons. Gene Ontology annotation, molecular function: amino acid transmembrane transporter activity. Bases 383 to 2680 code for a protein of 765 amino acids. Lineage: Eukaryota; Metazoa; Chordata; Actinopteri; Perciformes; Serranidae. Gene Ontology annotation, biological process: transmembrane transport; amino acid transport. Gene Ontology annotation, cellular component: plasma membrane. The record is from RefSeq and is a predicted model, not a curated record.
UCCUCCUCCCUCCCGCGCUGUCUCCCGCUGAUGCACCGCGCAGCCCGGAGAUGCUGCUGCUGAUGCUGGUGACCGACUGCAGCAUCCGACAUGGGCAUCCUUUAAUCCGGCCGUGGCACAAUAUCUGUCUCUCUCACCCUGUGGGGAACAACUAAGAUGGCUUUCCACUAAACAAGAGACGAGAGGUUGCAUAAUACGGACGCAGCAAGACAAAACCACGGCACGACCUUUUUUGAAUCCACCAUCAUUUGGAUAACUCUUCUUCCUCAGUGCUGCACAUUGUUUUCACAAGAAAACAGUAGAAGUACCAAAGAGACAACUUCACACUCUUCCUUGUGAAAUCCUUCCCUUUGACUCUGACCCUUGACCUUUAGCUCUCAGUAUGACCAGUCUGGUUGGGAAGCUAGACCCUCGGAGGGUACAAUGGCGCUCCACGUGGAACACCUUUACGUCCCGUGUCCUGAGGACCAAACCUGUGGAGUCCAUGUUGGAUUCGGCCAUGACGGGCACCAGCUCGCAUGGGACCAGACUGGCCCGGGUCCUAUCCACAGUGGACCUGGUGUCGCUGGGCGUCGGCAGCUGCGUCGGGACGGGGAUGUAUGUGGUCUCGGGGCUGGUCGCAAAGGAGAUGGCUGGUCCGGGGGUCAUUGUGUCCUUCAUUAUUGCUGCUGUGGCCUCCAUACUAUCAGGAGUGUGCUAUGCAGAGUUCGGCGUGCGGGUGCCCAAGACCACAGGUUCAGCCUACACGUACAGCUACGUGACCGUGGGCGAGUGCGUGGCUUUUUUCAUCGGCUGGAACUUAAUUCUGGAGUAUCUGAUCGGCACGGCGGCGGGGGCGUCGGCUCUCAGCAGCAUGGCGGACUCACUGGCCAAUCACAGCAUCAGCAACUUCAUGAUUACACACAUCGGAACGCUCAAUGGUUUGGGUAAAGGGGAGCAGUCGUACCCGGACCUGCUGGCGCUGCUGAUAGCGCUGCUGGUGACAGUGAUAGUUGCUUUGGGAGUGAAGAACUCUGUGGGAUUCAACAACGUGCUGAACGUCAUCAAUCUCAUAGUGUGGGUGUUCAUGAUGAUCGCCGGGCUGUUCUUCGUCAACGGAGAGAACUGGGACGAGGGGAGGUUCCUGCCCUUCGGCUGGUCAGGGGUGAUGCAGGGUGCAGCCACCUGUUUCUAUGCCUUUAUUGGAUUUGACAUCAUCGCUACAACAGGAGAGGAGGCCAAGAGUCCCAACACCUCCAUCCCCUAUGCCAUCACUGCCUCACUCAUCACCUGCCUCACUGCCUACGUCUCUGUUUCUGUGAUCCUGACUCUGAUGGUGCCGUACAAUGAGAUUGACGCAGACGCCCCGCUCAUGGAGAUGUUUGCCGUGCACGGCUGUAUGUUCGCAAAGUAUAUCGUGGCCGUGGGCUCCAUAGCCGGACUCACAGUCUCCCUCCUGGGCUCUCUGUUCCCCAUGCCCAGGGUCAUCUACGCCAUGGCGGGUGACGGCCUGCUGUUUAAGUUCCUGGCCAGUGUGUCUUCCUACACAGAGACCCCUGCUGUUGCCUGUGUGGUGUCAGGCUUCCUGGCUGCCCUGCUGUCCCUCCUGGUCAGCCUCAGAGACCUCAUAGAGAUGAUGUCUAUAGGAACCCUGCUGGCCUACACCCUGGUCAGCCUGUGUGUGCUCCUGCUGCGUUACCAACCUGAAGGCGACAUCCACGGCUUCGUGAACUUCCUCUCUGAGGAACAGAACAACAAGAGGAAGGAAGGCGUUCUGGCUGAGUGUGAGAAAGACGCCUGCUCGCCAACCAGUGAAGCAGAUGAGUACGGAGGUCCGGCCACUAACACCUGCGGAGCCAAAAACCUGCCGUCACUGGGCGACAACGAGAUGCUGAUUGGCAAACCGGAUAAAACCGCCUACACGGCCAGCCACCCAAACUACGGCACCGUGGAUAUGACCACUGGCAUUGAAGCAGAGGAGACAGAGGGCGGGUUGUCCCGGCGGCUGAAGAAGCUGAUUGGGCCGCGCUACUACACCUUGAGGAUCCGACUGGGCCUCCCGGGGAAGAUGGACAGGCCGACUCCAGCCACGGGGAAAACUGUGACUGUGUGUGUGCUGCUGCUCUUCAUUUCCAUCUUCGCUUUCUGCUCUUUCAUCAUUUUUGGAGCGAGCAGCAUCACGGAGGGUCGCUGGUGGGCUUUGCUGCUGUUAAUCUUCUUCAUCAUCUUCCUCGCCCUGCUCGUCAUCAUCAUCCUCCAGCAGCCAGAGAACCCUAAGCGGCUGCCCUACAUGGCGCCCUGUGUGCCCUGGGUCCCUGCUUCAGCCAUGCUGGUCAACAUCUACCUCAUGCUUAAACUGUCUGCCAUCACCUGGAUACGCUUUUCAAUCUGGUGCAUCGUUGGUGUGCUCAUCUACUUUGGCUAUGGCAUGUGGAACAGCACGCUGGAGAUCACCGCCAGAGAAAACGAGGUGCACGCCUCCACCUACCAGCGCUACGAUCAAGGUGUGGACGAAGGCUUCUGUGGCUUCGACGAUGAUUUCUACCCGCCUACCACUGACUCCUGGGGUGCACCCGAGGGGGGCUCAGGGCUCACCCCGCCCCCUGAGGCGAAAUCCGAAAGUGACGGGGCGCCGCCCAAAAGCGGAGGCAGGACCAUUGCCAAUCACGGCCUCGCUGAGGAGGAUCCCAUGGAUUUCUGAAGGGACUGACUCUGUGUUACCCUGAAUGUACUGCCUUGUCUGCUGCCUGGGGAAAGGGAGGGGAACAGUAGUGUGAGUGCAUGGAUGACUGUGAGUGUGCGUGCGUGAGCGUGUGCAUGCCUGCAUGUGUGUGUGUAUUUGUUAGUGUGUCUAACCCUUGGGCUAGAUAGUUUCUUGGCAGUGGAGCGGCUUUUCAUUCACCUUACUUUGCCACGCUUGGCUCUCCAGCUCACACAGCAAAUGAGGACGUCAAGGUCAAGUGUCUUGUCACUUGUUAUUCACUUACUGGAGUCCGCAUCCCACACAAACCACCGGCAGAUAGAAAAGUGCGGACGUAGCAGAAGAUAAAAUAUAAUGUGGUUCACUGCACUGUGAAACAUUGUUUAUUGAGCAGUCCGUUAACGGUAUAUCUUAGAGUUUACGGGACAUAGGAGAGGACAAGGUGAUAAGCAAGGGACAGAUGAAUCAGCACCUCUCUUCCUGUUUCAACACAGACAGACAGGAAAGUUAGAUGACAGCAUGCCAUGACCAAGAGAUUUCCCCUGUACAGGUGUGACUUUUGCUCAUUUCCUUUUCUGCAGACAGGAAAACGGCUACAUAUGUUCCCAAAAAUCCCCACAAAAACUUGCUUAAAAAUCAUAAAACUGCUUUCUGUCUGUCUUUACCAUUUCCCCUGACCCCUAACAUCUAGCCCAAGGGAUUCAGGCCUGGACUGGGAAGAGGGUGUUGAUGUUUUCUGUCACAAAUAGUACUUGGACUUUGCUUGCAAUAGUGCCUUCAUCUACUGUAUGUGUAUGUGAGUUUCUGACCUGAUUAUGUCUGUUUUAUACUUUAAUUUUGCCUGUGUAUGUGUGAGGGUGUAUGUGCAAUCAAACUCCACCUUUUGCAUCGAUUCUCAUGUCUGUGUGUGUGUGUAGAUAUAAAGUGUGUUCUUCAGGUUGUUUUACUGUGUACGUGUAGGUAUUUGUUUCGUUUUUGUUACUCUUUGCCCCCAGCAUGAAGCUCAAAAUCAAUCCGCCCGCAACAAAGCAGCUCAUGGUGCAAUGUAACACAUACUCAUCAGCUCGUCGGCGUUCCUAAAAACAGGGGAGAGGAGACGGUGUAACAGAGAGAGAACAGGUUGAAUCCUAAUUGACAGCCUGCACAGUUUAUUGUGAUGGAUGUCAUAUUUCCUGCGUGCUUGUUCCUCUGGUGAUGCAGUUCUUGCUGUCUUAGCAGAGCUUAGGAGGAAUUAAUUUUCAGUUCAUUCAAUUCAGGGAAUGGAUUUUCUGCAUAGUUUGUAUCUUUUCUCACAGAAAAGAAAACAGUUAUGGGACUGUGCAAAAAUAAUUUUGAGAGAGAGAUGGGGAGGUCAGAAUAGGGGAGAAUUUACUUUUUUUCCGUUUUCUUGCUUAUGUUUGGGUAUUUUGACUUUGGGGGCAAACAGGUGAGGGAAUUUGAGUCGUACUUAUAUUGGCCUUGUCUGAGGCUACAUCCACACGACUAGAUUUUGUUUAAAAAUGAAAAUGAUCUCUACCUAGCUUGCCUAAAAUGCAGGAUUUCACUGCACAACAGCUGCUAGCAUAGACAACAAGGUCAGAAACGGCUAUCAUUUGUUAUCCAUGUUGAGUCAACCACUGAUAGUCAAGGCCGAUGUUGUGCAUGUGUGAUGUGUGACGAAGCACAGGAGGACAUUUUGUGAUUUGUAAGCCCUAAUCAGGAAGAGAACGUUGGUGUCAGACUCAGACAGUUUUAUUGUCAUUGAAACCACAGCAUAGAAGAAUGAAAUAUAGUUUUCAGGUCUCAGUUUACGUUACUAGGAUUCAAAUAUAUAAAUAUAUAGAUACAAAUAUAUAAAUGUCAGUACCUAAAUAAAUAAAACUAAAAUAGAAUAAAAUAAAGACUAGAUUUGCACAACGUAUGGCAGGUGUAAACAUAGCAAUGUUCAAAAAUACAAGAGUGCAGCAAAACAUAGCAUAGCAGCAGCUGGUAAAGUGACAUGAUCAAAUCUCCUUUUCUGCCCUUCCAGACUGAAAUGCAACCUGCAGUUUUCAAACUAAAACACUGUCGGCAGCAUUUUAAAAUAUUUCCGUUUUAGGAGUUCAGAAACACAGGAGUAGUGUGGACAAUAGUGGUAAAAAAACAAAAAAAAUUAGAGUGGAUGUAGACUAAAUUUAAGCGGAAGAUCCAAAUAAAUAUUAAUAUUAGUAAUGCUGUGGCAGGUCUUGCUAUUUUUUUUUAAAGUCCCUCCCCAACAAAUAUUUUUUGUACAGUCCCUAACACAGAAGGGUUGCAUUGAAAACUAGUUUUACUGACAGUGUGCGUUGAGUGAACUGAAAUAUAAUCCCUCCUAUUCCCUCUCUCCCCCUCUCUUUCAUUUUUAAAUCUUAUCCUUCCUUCUCCACAUUUUUUAUCCUCUACUUCCACCACUGCUUUGCACUUCCAGCCUGACUCUUCCUCCAUCUACUUCCCACUUCGCCCCGCUCUUGAUCUCAUCCAGCCAUGGCAGCAGGGGAGUUGCCACUCUAAGUCACAAGUGAUAGAGCCAGGAUUGGUUUUCAGCGAUGUGUUCGUGGCCUAUCUCUGAUACAUUAGCUCCAGUUUCACCUCAGGGUGUCUGCUAUCUCUCGUCUGAUUUGUCACUGGAGCGUUUACUUCUCUCCCUGUGGUCCUGCUCCGAUACUGGCCCACACUAGUCUGAAUGAGCCUCCCUGUUGUCUGAACCUCUUCAUGUAGCUAGUGUUGAAGUCCCACUCUUCACAUGUUACCUACACUGCUGCUGCACCCCGAAGAGAUAUUGUGAAAAUCAAUCAAAUCAAAUCAUGGUCCUACAGAGCUCAGUGUGUAGGCCAUGUAAGCUAAUGCUGCCAGGGUUCGGGGUUUGAGUCUAUACUUGAAAUGUAUGCACUCGUGGCACUGUAAGGGAUUGUGGCGUACACCAAAUAGCAUACUGUUAUGUUAUUAUGUUGAGGGUGGGGGCACUUCUACAAUAGCUGCUGCUGUGUGCCCUGAUUGUGUGUCUUUUCCUCUUGCCCCCUGUUGCUGCAUCUGUCCCUUCCAGGGAAGCCUUAUUUGUCUAAUGCACUAAAUCUAAGGAUGCCACGCUAACCCCCCACCCUACCUCUGCUCCUCCCACAUCUAUCACUCCAAAAAAAACCCCUUUGUAUAGUAAUAGGCCCCUCAGUGUCGUCCAGUUAUUGUGAUACCUGUCCCAAAAAACAGCCCACUAUUCCGAGGAAUUGCGCUCAUAUUGGACGAUUCUGCAGCUUGCUAAUGCAGGAAGUAAGGUGUUGUUUCUGUAGUGUAGUGGAACAUAAGGAUGCUGAGGUUGUGGAGGUGGACUGAUGGGGCUCUUCCAACUGUCAUGCAGUGACUGGAGUGCCCAUCAACUGAGGUCAUGUCUCAUGAAUCUUUCACAACCAAUAGGUGGUAUAAUGACUUGGAGGAAGUUUAUAUUCUACGAUAGAAAGUUGCACAUUGUUUAUGUUUUACAAGCUAAAUCCAGUAUUCCAGUAAACUAUAUUUAUAUUUGUUUUGGCCAACAGAAAAGAUGUAAAUAAUGAGGUCAGUAUUUAAUGUAGGGAGCUUGAUGUAGCAACAGACAUUAUAAAAAGUUUAUAGUAAAAAUUAUAGUAUAGAAAAUAUAAGAAAAGUAUAAUUACCGUGUCCAUGAUCUCUGACAGAAGCCCUGAGAGGCAAGUGAGGAAAAAACUUGUGAUCCAUUUUCUAAUAUGUGAAUCUAAUCUGGGAAAUAUGUGCUUUGCCAGGAUAAACUUUCUUAGUUUCUUAAUUUUUUUUUAUCAGUGAAACCGGUUAGGGGUUAAAGUCUUACUGGGUGAUUCUCUUUCUGUUUUUUUCUCACUUUAUUUUUUUGGCCAGGAUUAUUUUUCUAAGUUUUUUUGAGUAAAAUGAUCCUGGACCAAAAAGAGGUCCACCUGUUUUACAGAUUUUACCUUUUCUUUUUUAUUAUUUAUAUAAAAUAUUGAUUUGCCUGUUCUUAAGUAUUAACACAGGAGCAAAAACUAUUUUGAUAAAACCUAGAAAAAGCUCACCAGAUUUUUUUCUCACUACCCUUUCAGGGCCUCUGCAUGUUUCCUAUUCUAAGUCAUGUAAUUUAGUAGCCUAACUUUAACCAUAGUUAAUUUAGUCAAUUCACAUGGAGGGAUAAGGAAUUGUUAUGUGAAUUUAGAAUAUGUAUGGCACAAGGUAAAUCCAGAUGAUAAUAACCAAAACCGUAAUAUGAUUAUUAACCCCACUGCAGUGGCUUUGCAUGGGUGUUGUAGAAAUAGAUAUUUUUGUAAAUUGAUGUCGUUGAAUGUAGCCUUGAAGAGGUUUUGCAGAAUUGUCCAAUAUCAACGUUCUGUCUGGUGAUGGGGUUGGAAAAAACAGCACAUCCUAAAACAUUCUGCACACUAUAUCACACACCCAUCCAAACAUAUAUUCCACUUUUUCACUCUUCAGCCAAAAUACCACCAACUCCCGACUCAGCCAAAAAGAAUCCAGCCGUUUUGCAUUCAUAGCUCAGCCAAAACAAGACGGCAAAUCCAGGCGCUGCCAUGCCUCUGACACUGAACUGUACAGUCAACUUAUUAUAUAAUCUGCUCUGUGCGUGUGUAUGCAUAUGAGUGCGUGAGUGCAUGUAUAGUAUGUGUGUACGUGUGUUUGUGGUUUAUGCCUGCGCCUCAAUGUGACCGUCUGGUGAAUGUGUAGCAUGCUCUCAUGCACGAGGCCCAGACUGUAAAUGUUGUACUUGCAUGUGGUGACUGAUCGCUACGAGACAUAAUAGAACACUAAACCAAACCAAACGCAGGCUUAGUUCUUAUACCUGGGAACGCUGGCCUCUGCGCUCUGAGAGGAUUUAACAGAUGUAUUACAACCAAAUCAGCUUCAAAAACAUCAUUGUUCAGAAUCCUUACCAGCGAAUUGAACCGAGAGCUAUUAUAUUCGGUAAAGAUUGCUAUCAUUUUUAUUUAGAUUCAAACCCAAACCUUUCUUAACAACUGAAUAUUAUGUUAAAAGCGAAUUCUUUGAGCCGAAAGAAGAUUAAUCUCUCCUUUAUUUCUCAGCUCGUACGGUAAUCUCACCCAGGUAUGGGAACCAGGGCUCCGUUUGAAAAUAGAACAUGUAGCAAACACACAGGUGUGGGGAUGACUCCUCUCUCAUCCUCCCUCAAACACUUACAGUAUGCCUACUUCCUGUAUAUCCCUUUUUGCAACCACAACCUCUGCAAGCCAAAGUCCACAAUGUUUGUUUACUUUUCACAUACAGGAGACUGUAGUUUCUUCAGAGUGAACACUUAUAGAUACAACAGAGCUAACCUUUUUUCUUGGGGGUGGGGGGUGGGGGUGCUAAUAAGCUACUAAUGUCAGUUUAACACGGUGACAACAGUGCAAUGAUCAUUUUUAAAAUCCUAGUUGCUAAGUAUUUCAUUGAAAGUAUUAGUCUAGACAGCGAUGGCUACGGCGGAUGGGUUUGUCCAACACUGAAGGAGAAAAGAAAAGUAUUUUUCUACAGCUGUCUCCCGUCCACAGGUCCUCCUCGGGUUAGGUGUGCACAAAAGAGCCGGGUGGAGUUAUCAGCCUUCACUUUCUGUGUUUUUAUUUAAUCACAAGAAGGCCUGGGAGAAACUGCUAAAAUAUAUUUUUAACAACCGUAGUCUCUUGAACGAUAACGCUCAUUUAUAAACCUUAAUCCUUUCCUUUAAAGGAUUUCGAAAUGGUUGCUCUUGACGUCAAUAGGACUGUAGAAGGUUUAGGAGUACUAAAGAAAACAUGCAGAGACUAUUUUAAUACAAUUCUAUAAAGGGUAAAACUACAAGCAUAAUCAAAUAUUGCCACUAUUGCUUUUAAAGUCAGCUACUAUUUGUUUAUUUUGUCUCGGAGAAGGCGUGCCAUGUUCUUCCUGUGCUCUGUGUUCGCUGUGGCCACGUGUCCAGUCAGUGUGUGUCGGACUUGUUGAGAUUGGCUUCUCUCGCAAACAAACUAGAUAUUCCUUUUCUCUUCUGUAUAUUUUGGCACAAAGCUGUAUAAUGUAGUUGUUUUUUAUGUUGAUUUUUUUAAUGGUUUCUUCCAUAUGUGUGGUUAUUUUGCUCCUGGGUGCACUGUUUUUUGCUGAGUUGUUGAUAUUGCUUCCAUGCAACAAUGAAAGCUAUUUAUUGCAAAUACUAAAAAGAGGUUUCUCAUUUUU